Molecule: messenger RNA, 2502 nt
Organism: Marchantia polymorpha subsp. ruderalis
Lineage: Eukaryota; Viridiplantae; Streptophyta; Marchantiopsida; Marchantiales; Marchantiaceae
Source: the annotation of a GenBank genome assembly
GAUCGUGAGCUGCCCCGCUCCUCGCGUUCUUGCCCGUCAUCGAAUCCCUCGAGAUUCCCUCGAGAAGGCGCACUUCCCCAUCGACGAUCGAAUCCUCGUUCGUGUCUCGUGCGCUCGUGGUCUCAUCAGUCGGUCUGGCCGAGCUGGUUUUGCUUCGUCUGAUUUCAUUCUUCUCUGUCGUGCUUUCGUGCUUUCUUUCCUUCGUCUGCCCCUCUUGGCUAUGAUGGUUUCAAGAGCUUGUGAGGCCGCCCAUGAAAGAGUUCGGACGUCAUUUUUGCUCGUGCUCCUUUGUUGAAUGCGUGGGUCGAAUGGCGUGCCGGAACAUAGCAGGGAUGAGUGAAUGAAGUGGAGUUGAACUGCGGGGGGGCAUGGCGAAGCGCAAAGCUGAAACUCCUCUUCACAUUCUGUCGCCGAAUGAUCGUGGCACUCGAAGAAGCAGUCGCACGACGCCCAGUUCUAGAUGGUGCGAGGGUAAAGAGAAUGACGUUUCUCGAGGCUCCGACAUCUCCCUGAAAUCACCGCGAAUGAACUCGGCUAUACUGCCGGGCGAACUUUCAUCGUGCAAGCAGAGCAGGUUAGGACGCAAUGCCUGUCCGAAUUCAAGCGCCCAAACAGCUCCAAGUAGGGUGGCAAAUUCUCUCACUGACUAUGACCAGCCUGGACGCGAUAUUAGCAUCUCCGGUAAGAACGAUCACAGAGCAGGGCGCCCGCGUGGGUCACAGCUUUCCAAAGGUGUGAUUGAGGUUGAUAAGACCGGCGGGGGAACAAGUUCUCGGGAUCGACACGAUGUGGCAGGGGCUGCUUGCGAGCAUUCUGGAUGCCCAGAUGAUUUUGAUUGUAGUCUCAGUUCUUGGAAGCGAAGUAGGACGACCGCAAGCCAGGAAGCUUCUCGUUGUGAUCCAAUUUCAGGAAAGAAAGACCGGGCUAACGAGAACAAAAAUGUGGUUAGAUCCGGAGUUGAGAACGUCGAAAUCGGGCACGAGUCGAUAAGGAAGGACAGCGGCACUAGUGAUAGUAAAGGACAGCAGAGAAGCAAAGAGGACCACUUUGACAACCCAUCCACGGGGAAGGAAACGAAAGAUGAUGUUUUGCCUGUCAAGCCGAUGAGUGACCUUGAGGGUCAAGCGGGGAUAGAUCAGAGAGGAAAGAAUCAUAGGUGUGCGGAGGAUGGAUUUCUGGAAUCAGCCAUAGCUGUGCACCAGUCAUCGAUUCCGGAAGAUUCCGUAGAGACUGAAGGUCAGACACGAACUGGAAGUGCUUCAGGAGAGCAACUUAGGAAUCAUGAAACGCCUGUGGAAUCAGGGAAGGUGGAUUCAGAGGACACAAAACAUAGCAGGGAGGCGGCUGGAAGAGAACGAAUCCACGGAGCUCCUAACGGUACGCUGCAAGGGGAUAAGCAGGGGUGUCCUUGUUCCAGAGGAGUAGGUCGUCCAUUCGUGGAUGCGGAAGCAGCUGCGCAAGUGCUGGAGGAGGCGUACAACAAGCUUUACAAAAAGUAUCAACGUUCAAAGACGAGGAACUUGGCAGAAGUCGAAGCUCUAUACGACGAACAGACGAAAAGAUUUGCGGCAUUCUCUACAGCCGCAGAUGCUCUUGUUGGUAAAUUGCGCGAAGAAAAUAGAUUUUUGAAUCUUCAACUUCAGGAGACAGGUCUACAAAAAUGUAUAAACAGGUCAAGGUUAUUGGAGGAUCAGUUUAUUGAGUGCAAAAACGACCUCGUCAUGGAGCGUUCUAAAGUUCUGGAGCUUGAACGAGAGUUAAGAGAAGCUCAGUCAUGUAUAUUGGAGUUGAGAACGACAAUUGGCUCUCUGUUGAACUCUACAUCCAAUGUCACCACUGUACUACAACCAUGUGAAGCUCCUCACACUGUGAAGCUGGGAAUUGAAGAUAUCGCCGAGCCGGGAUCGAGGGACAUGGAAACGCUUCGGAGUUCGGAAACUCCUCCUCCCUUCAGUGUAGCAAAAGACGAGGUAACGGAGAAAAAUGUGUCCGCGGUAGAUUCUGGAAAUGCUGAGUUGGAAUUUCCAGCGGAAGGUGCUCUCCAAAUCUCCCACCGGACGGAGGUUGAAGCUUGUGCUCGUCAAGCUAACUCAGGACAAGUACAACCUGGACGCAACGUUCAUCUACUCCUGCACAUAUUGCUACAAAAUCUAACUCAGAUGACACCCGUCAUCGACGGAGACUCCCGUCAUAUUACUUUCAUCCACGAAGAAAGUGGUUUCUCAUUUAAGCUGGAGCAGAACAACCUUUCCAAGGCAGUAGGAGGGAAUGAUGCCCUUCUGUACCGAGUAAUGGUACCAGGGACUCUUAUACAUUUGGCCCCUGAAUGGAUGAAGUCGGAAAUUGUAUUUGACGUUAUACAAGCACAUGUUUUUUUUCAGCGGAUACUGACUAUUGCACAUGGGUUUCACUCAAAUUGAGUGGCGACCAUGACAAUCUGUACCAUAAUUUCAAUGUCCAUAAUAAAUUGGAGCCCACCCUGACAAUGAAGGUGCUCAUCUU